CACACUCUAUCUCCUCGCCAGUCAUCCUGGUUACCACGUCUGAAUACUAUCUUCCUUUGUAGGCCUAACACACACACGACUGCCAAAGCUAAACAUCCGAUAUCUCCCCCGACAUCACGACAAUCGCAUAACAUGGCAGACGAUGUGCCAGACGGCGGAGAUCCCCUGCCCAAUCCCGGUAUCGGUCCCGGGUCAGUCGAGAAAUACCCUAAAGAACUAGCAUGGCAGACCCGGCCUCCGUAUCGCGUUGUCUCGCGCGACGAGUUUGGCGAAGUGAAGUGGAAAGGCGGAUGCCACUGCGGCCGGGUCACCUACGAGGUGAACAGGGAGCAACCGUUGAAGGCCAAAUAUUGCCAUUGCCGGGGAUGUCAAGUGGUACAUGGUGCACCCUUUCAGUGGGCGGCCAUCUUCCCGAAAUCCGACAUCUCGUUCACCAAGGGGGCGGGUGGCCUCGCAUUCUAUGCCUCUGAUCGCAAGACGACCGAGUACAAGCUUCCCACCAAAGUGUCGUGUGCGUACUGUCGGACCCCGAUCAUGGACGAGGGAAGGAACAUGUGCCUUCUCUUCCCCGGGACGAUCCACUUUGGCGACUCAAAAGAGGAACAAGAGGCAUGGAUGAAAGCGUUUGAAAUAAGUUGCCAUAUAUUUUAUAGCCAGAGGUCUCUCAAUAUCCUUGACGGAAAGCAAAAGUGGUCGGGAAUGGAUGAGAAUAGUGACCUUGUCGAUGACUAUGGGAAGAAGAUAUAAUACUCUCACUGGAGUAGUUAUGGGGGGCACGAAAUGAUAUUUAUAAUGUAACAAAACUGUUGGGAUUGAACUGAUGGGCAUAGUCCGACGGACCUGUUUAUUAUGUCGGCUUUAAAUGUAUUAUGAAAUAGAACACCAAUGUUAAGGACAGGAUGGGCAAUGGGCAGAAGUACAAAUCACAGAGCAAAGCUUU
This is a messenger RNA of Aspergillus candidus, 940 nucleotides long. RefSeq names its product GFA family protein. Gene Ontology annotation, molecular function: carbon-sulfur lyase activity. The record is from RefSeq and is a predicted model, not a curated record. Bases 133 to 747 code for a protein of 204 amino acids. The transcript has 3 exons. NCBI's taxonomy places the organism in Eukaryota, Fungi, Ascomycota, Eurotiomycetes, Eurotiales, Aspergillaceae.